AUAAUACAUUCUUUAUUAAUAAUAAUAAUAACAAUAAUAAACAAGAUCUGUGUCUUGGAUACCCAUAAAAUGUUAUUCAUAGAAUGUUUAAUGGUUGUUUACUAAAAGUAAUGAUCCUCUAACGUAAAAAUUAGUAUUCUAUAUUUAUUGAGUUCAUGUGAUGAGUAUCCAGUGUUUUAUUUAUUAUCUAAUGGAAUUACUUGUAUUAUCUCAAAUGUACAGAAUAAUUUUAAUAACAUUCUACAUUAUUAUACAUAUUAAUCAUUUAUUUUCAUUGGAUACUUUCAAUUCCAAAGAGACUAAUACCUUAAAAAAACCAAUCAUUAUUGAAGCACCAAAUGAUCAUAUUACUAAUGAGAAUAUACUAGAAUUUACAUGUAAAGCUGAAGCUAAUCCAAAACCUUUAAUUAUCUGGUAUAAUGCAAGUACAAAUCAACCACUUGAAGAUAAAUUACAAACGAGUAGUUAUCAAACAAGUAUACAUGUGAAUAAACACUUAGGUAAAUUAAUGAUCUCUAAUCCAAUACCAGGAAAAUCUUAUUCGGUUUACUGUAAUGCAUCUAAUUCAAUUGGUUGGGUAAUAAGUGAUCCACCUGUGAUUGGAGCAGUUGUCUAUUUAAAUUUUGAAUUUCAUUUAAAUCCAUCUAAUACUGAAGCUGAUGAAGGAACUAAUGUUACACUUGAAUGUCUACCUCCAAAAGGUUUUCCAAAACCUCAAAUUUUAUGGAUCAAAGAUAAUAAAACGAUGAUCAAUGAAGAUAAAAUACAAAAUUCUCAUGAUUUAGACUUUUCUAAUGUUAGAAUUAUGCCAAAUGGUAAUUUAAGAAUACAUUCAGCUAGUAUUAAAGAUACAGGAAAUUAUGCUUGUAUUGCAUUGAAUCCAAUUGGACAAAGACUAUCUCAAUCAGCUUAUUUACAUAUCAAAUCAUUGAAUCAUAAAUAUAAAACGCCAAAACAUAUUCGAAUAAGACAAGGUCAACAAGUCAAGUUAAUUUGUCCAAUUCAUAAAAAUCAAUCAAUCAAAUGGAGUCGUAAAUCAAAACAACCUCUUAUUAUAUCUGAAAGAAUUCAACAAAUAAAAGAAGAUUUAAUCAUUCAUCGUGUACUACAUUCGGAUUCGGAUAUUUACAUGUGUACUACAUUGAAUAGUGAAAUAGGUGAAAUACAUCUUACUGUUGAAACACCGCCAAUAUUCUUAAGACCACCUGUUGAUUUACUCUUGAAUAUUGGUGAUAAAGCUAAAUUUAUAUGUAUAGCUAAUGGUAAUCCUAAACCUGGUAUUUAUUGGGAAUUACCAGAUAAAACUCCAAUUUUUCCAACAGAUCAUACUUCAUUACAAUCUACAUCAUCAUUAAAUAGAUAUAUUGUUCAUACUAAUGGUACAUUAGAAAUUAAUUCAGUAACAUUAAAAGAUGCUGGUAAAUAUUAUUGUAUUGCACAUUCAUCUAUUGAUAUGGUACAAACAAGUGCUAUGUUAAGAAUAAAACGUAAAAAAAAGAAUUCAACAACCGUCACCACCACCACAACAACCACCACCACUAUCACAACAACAACAUCAUCACUACCACCAAUGCCAACAACAAAUUUAAAUCAAACUGUUACUAUGUUAAACAUUGAAAAACAAAUGCCUAUGCAUAAAAAUGUAUCAAAAUCAAUAAAAUAUAUAUUACCAUAUAUUGGAUUACCCCCAUCGAAUCAAACAAAAUUCAUUGGAGAAUCUGUACUUAUUGAUUGUGAAUUACCAAAAUUAGUUAAAAUUAUUUCUCCUAAUGAAUAUCCAAAUUCAAAUGAUCAUCAUCAUCAACAUAAUGAGAAGAAGGAAUACUUUGAUAUUCAAAGUACUGAAACUUGGCAAAUUACAUGGAAACGAUCAUUGAUAUCACACAAUGACACACAACAACAACAUCAACAACACCACCAACAAACCAAUAAAGAAAUCAUUGAUGGAAUAGAUCAUCGAUAUAAAAUAUUUCCAAGUGGUAGUUUACAAAUUAAUAAUUUACAAUUAAAUGAUACUGGUUUAUAUACAUGUCUAUUAAUAGAUCAUCAAAAUAUCAGUUAUCAAAUGACAAUGUUAUUAAAUGUAUUAUUAUAUAAAAUCAAUAAAACAAUUAUUGAUUAUUUACAAGAAUAUCCAAUAACAUCACCAAAUCAUUUAUAUAUUAUUAAUAAAACAGAACAAACAAUUACAUUAACAUGGAAACCACCAUUGAUUUAUUAUAAUCAAUAUAAUUAUGAUCAAUCAAUAUUAUCGAUUAAUUAUUGGAUUGAAAUAUAUACACCUAAAAAAUUAUAUGAUGGUUGGUUAAUUAUUGAACGUAAUUGGCCAAUAAAUAUUAUUACAUUAAAUGGUUUACAAUAUAAUAUACCAUAUUAUAUUAUUAUACGUGCUAGAUUAGGUAAUGGUCGUAUAGGAUGGGCAAGUUAUCCAUAUGGACCAUUAAUCAUUCAUAAAAAUCAAUAUAUUACAAAAUCAAUAGAAGUCAAAAAUAUUCAAUUAACUGUAUUAUCUCCUAAAUCAAUACAUAUUAGUUGGAAUCUAUAUGAAUAUGCUUAUAUCUUAUCACAAAUUCAUGGUUAUAUAAUAUAUUAUCGUCAUGUAGAACAUAUGAAAUGUUUACAUGGUAACUAUUUACAUAAUGUUCAUUUCAUGAAACAUUAUUGUAGUUUAAAUCCUAUCAAUUAUCAUACAUCUAUAAAUAAUAAUGAAAUGUAUCAUCAAUUAGAAUUGAUGAAACAUAUUUAUCAAGAAGAAUAUGAACAAAAUAAUACAGAUUCUAUUAUAUCAUUACCUGGUGUUAUAUCAACUAUAACAAUAGAAGAACAUUAUAAAAUGAAUAAUAAUGAAUUCAAACAACCUAUUCAUCAUAAAGUAACAACAAUAUUAAAUAAAUUAAAACCAUUUCAUUGUUAUGAAAUAGGUAUUAAAGCAUUUUCUAAUAAAUUUAUAAUGAAUCAUUUAGAAACUACUGAUAUAUUUACACAUACAGCAUUAACUUAUGAAACUAGUCCAUUAUCACCACCUAGAAACAUCAUUAUCAAUUGGUUAUUAGAUAAUAACAAUAAUAAGAUUGAAGUGAAUUGGUUACCACCACCUAUUACUGAUUGGAAUGGUAUUCUACUUGGUUAUAUUAUAUAUAUACAUAAUGAAUUAUUAAAUUUAUAUCAAACUAUGAAUGUUAGUUCAAAUCAUAGAAAGUUAUUAAUUCAUUUAAAUAAAUUACCAAAAUUAUUUCAUAUUCAAUUAGCUGCUUAUACAUGUAUUGGUAUUGGGAUUAAAAGUGAAUCGAUCCAAAUUGAUCUUGAUCAAAAAAUUAAUUUACAAAAAAACGAUCAUGAAUUAUCGAUCAUUAAAACUAUUGAAGAUCUCAAACUAUCAUCACCAUCAUCAUCAUCAUCAUCAUCAUCAUCUUCUAUAUUGACAAAUGAUUCAAUAAAUGAUCAUAAAUUAAUUCAUCAAUCAUGGUUUAUUAGUGUAAUGAUGAGUAGUUUAUUAGUAUGGUGUAUUCUAUUCAGUCUAUGUCUUAUAUGUUGGUUACAUCGUAAUAAAUUUUGUAAAAAACAAUUGACAUAUCAAUUAUCACAAUCUACUAAUGUAGAUCAUAAACAUUGUAAACCGAAUACAAAUAAUAUCAAUGAUCAAUCUAUGAUACAAACGAAUGGUUAUUCAAAUCAUCAUCAUCAUCAUCCUAUAAGCAAUAAAUCUAUAACUAUCAGUAGUAGUUCAGGUGAACAAACAUCUGACAUAAAAACACAACCUCAAAUUUCCUAUUUAUCCAUGAGACAAUCAUCAGGGAAUAAUUCAAAUGAUAGUUCAAAGAGUUAUGGUUUACCAUAUACAGAAUAUUCCGAUGAAUCACAUAUGAGAUCUUCAUCUAAGACAAUGGAUCAUUUUCGUACAGGGAAUAACAUGAUCGGAAGUCCUCUAAAUAAUAAUAAUAAUUCUAUUAAACCCCAAUUAUUUCAAACAGUUACUAGACAAUUUACUUCAAAUUCACCAUAUUUUACUAAUGAUAUACAUGAUCCUAUUAAAACAAAUUCAUUACAUUUUACAUCCCCAUCACAAACUAGUUCUGAACCAUUUGAUUCAGCUAUUUAUUUAGAACAAAUAUCAAAUAAACAACAUUUAAAUGAUUCAUCUGGUUCUAUAUUAACACCGCCAACAUUAAUCACUACUAUCAAUAGUGAUCAAAUAAAUGAUUGUAUAAAUGAACAAAUUUAUUCACCUAUUGUAACACCAUAUGCAACUGCAUCUAUUAUACCAAAUGAAAAUUGUGAUAUUGGAUUACAAUCACCAAAACAACAAACUCAUUCAAAUAAUCCUAACCAUACGAAUCAUCAUCAUCAUCCACAUCAGCAGCAGCCUCAUCAUCAUCAUCAUCAGCAGCAGCAGCAGCAGCAUCAUCAUCAUCAACAACAACAACAGCAUCAUAAUCAUCUUAUCAAUGAUAAUACUUCACAAAAUAUGUACAUAACAUGUAUGGAUUUAGCUAAUUGUCAAAAAGCUACUAAUAUACCAAGUUGCUUAUAACUACUACUUAUUUACGUACAGUCAAUUUAAUGCUAAUUAUAUAAGAUUGAUAAUGUUUAUCAUAUGAAAACUAUUAUUGUUAUUAAACUUAUUCUAAGUAAUACAAUGUAAUUACUUAAUAUUCUCAUGUUUAUAUAUAAAUAUAUACAUAUACAUAUAAAAGCAAGUUGAAUGAUAAAAUUUGUUUAAAC
This is a messenger RNA of Schistosoma intercalatum, 4722 nucleotides long. The record is from the annotation of a GenBank genome assembly. Lineage: Eukaryota; Metazoa; Platyhelminthes; Trematoda; Strigeidida; Schistosomatidae.